Zea mays is the source of this 772-nucleotide messenger RNA. Its product is annotated as lipid transfer protein. Gene Ontology annotation, molecular function: lipid binding. NCBI's taxonomy places the organism in Eukaryota, Viridiplantae, Streptophyta, Magnoliopsida, Poales, Poaceae. Gene Ontology annotation, biological process: lipid transport. The record is from RefSeq and is marked validated.
GAAAAGAAGAAGAAAAAAGGCAGCGGCAACAGAACACUACCCAUUCCGGGAACUUCCUGGCAAGCUAGGUGGUCUGGUCACACGUCACGUCUAAGCAAACACAAGCAAGUUUGAAAUGGCGGCGAGAGCUAGGGCAGCGGCGCCGUUCUGGCUCCUGGCCGCGGCCGCGGUCACGCUGCUGGUGGCGGCGGCGUCCGCGCAGUCCGGCGGCAGCAGCAGCGACGACUGCACGUCGGCGCUGGUGAGCCUGUCACCGUGCAUGGGCUACAUCAGCGGCAACGGCACGUCGGCGCCCAGCGCAUCGUGCUGCUCGCAGCUCAAGGCCGUGGUGCAGUCCAAACCGCAGUGCCUCUGCGCCGCCCUCGGCAGCGACGCCUCGUCCUCCCUCGGCGGCGUCACCAUCGACCGGUCGCGCGCGCUCGGCCUCCCCGCGGCUUGCAACGUCCAGACCCCACCCGUCAGCCAGUGCAACAACGGGUCGUCGGGCGGCGGAUCGAAGGCGACGCCUUUCCUGCCAUCUGGUGGUGCGUCGCUCGGGGGGCCGGCGGCUCUUGUGCUCGGGCUCGCCGCGGCUGCUGUUUACGCCGUGGCAGCUACGUGAGCGUUUGUGUUGUGUGAUUCAGGGAUCAGGAUGCGUUGCGUCGUGUCAACUUUCGCUUUUCAGAACGGGCAGGGGGGAUUUUGAGUGCUUUGUGUCUAUGGCUUUGUCGCAUUUGUGAAAUUGGUUGAUUCGGUCUACGGUCGCAAUAAAUUUGCCGUAAUGGUUUCACUU